This is a messenger RNA of Nezara viridula (southern green stink bug), 347 nucleotides long. The record is from the annotation of a GenBank genome assembly. NCBI's taxonomy places the organism in Eukaryota, Metazoa, Arthropoda, Insecta, Hemiptera, Pentatomidae.
AUGAUCGUGCGUACGCACACAGCUCUAAAGAAGCCCACGAAGUCAUUGGCAGAGUGGAAAGAGAUCAUCACCCUUUCUCAGGUAUGGUUUGGUAGGGAGUUUGCUUUGAUGGCACAACAAAGCUCCAUUUUUGUGAAAAAGGAGUCAAAACAGCCAUUAAAAAUUUAUCAGGAUGAUAUUUUGGAACCUGUUGUCAAUCCUCUAAAUGAUAGUCUGUUUGCUGGAAGUCAUCGGGUUUUGCAGCAGGAUUCCGCUCCAGCUCACAAGGCCAGGUCAACUCAGCAGUGUCUGCAAAAGAAGAUGCCAGAGUUCAUCUCUACCUCAGAUUGGCCCUCAGGAAGCCCUGA